AUGGACCAGGCUGACAUACCAGCGCUGCUGGCGCGCCUGUCCAGCGACGAGGAUGCCGCGCGCAAAAUGGCCGUCUUCAAGCUGCAGUCCUCUAUUAACGACCCAGCGUUUGCCGACGUCUUCAUAUCCUCUGGCGGUCUCGUGAUCCUGCGCCGCCUGAUCAUGAGCGCCGGCGGCAACACCCUCGCCUACUCGCUGCAGUCGCUCUCGCGCCUGCUCGAGGUGGACAUGGGCUGGGACAUUUUCGAGGGCCCCAGCGCGGGGGACCUGGUCGAGCGCAUCGUCGAGCUCAUCGUCACGAACCCGCUGGUUAACAUCCUCCGAGGCGCCAUGUCGAUCCUGGUCGCACUCGUCAGCCACUCCCAGUCCGCCAACGAGGCCCGCGGCACGCCGAGCAGCUUCGGCUUCCGCGCCUUGCGGCCCGCCAUCGCCGUGUUCCCCCAGUUCUUCGAGCUCGUCGUCCAGCAGCUGCAGAGCGCCGACCACGCUCUCUGCGCAAACGCCCUCAUGCUCACAAACGCCCUGAUCCGCGACGCCCUCUCGAGCAGCAACACGCCCGAGGGGACCUUUGAGGGCACCGGGGAGGAGUGGACCAAGAUCAUCAAGCGCCUGCACGACCUGGGACUGGUCAAGGCCGUCUACAAGAUCAUGCAGAGCUCGACGCUGCAGGACCUUGCGCAUCCGGUGCUGGAGUUCCAGGCUCUCAGCAAGCUGCUGCUCCGCCGCUGGCGAGAUGUGGCCGUCGAUGUGGACCGAUCUGAACACAGACGCACCCUGAAAGCGCUGCACCUGGCUAGCAACCCAGAAAAGAGCCCCGAGGUCAACGGGCACUCGAGAGACGACUCGGCAGACGGUAUGAAAAAGGAAGGCAGACGACACAACCCCGAUAAAUGGCGUCGACUGGGCUUUGAAACAGAGAGCCCAGCACAGGAGUUCGAAAUCAGUGGCUGCUUGGGUAUGAUGGACCUGUCCGACUAUGUGCGCAAGUUUGAAGAUAGCUACCAAAAGACGCUGCUGGAGCAAUCCGUCAAGCCUGCGCAGGAGCGAUGCCCCAUUGCGCACGCGAGCACGACCGUCACGAUGAUAUUAUAUGACCACUUUGAGGUGGACAUGGCCGACAUGGAGGACACCAAGGGAUAUCAAAAUUUAGAGGGAAAAGAUUACGAUCAGCUGUUCCGGCCGCUGUUGUUGCAGUGGUCUCGGCUGCACACGUCGGCGUUGCAAGCCUUUUUCCGCAUCUGGAAGAGCACCGGUGCGGAGACGGACGAUUUCGACAAGGUAGGCGAACUGGUGCGCAUCCUCGUGGAACACGUGGUGGGACAGUCAUCGCGCACACGGGACGUGCUCGAGGUAGAGGACGACAUGGCCGAAUUUGACGUGGCGCGCCUGCGGGAGCUGCAGAUGGAGCUGCUGGAGCAGUCCUUUGACGACACCUGGGGCGAGCACCUGUACCAGGUGCGCGAGACGCUGCGGCAGGAGGCCCUGCAGUUUGUCAAGGAGCAGCGCGUGCGAUGCCUGCUGCAGGGCUCGUGGUCGAUGCACCCUGUGGCGGCAGCGGGCCCCGAGCAGGGCAGCAAGAUCGGGGAGGGCGGCACGGAGCAGCAGCGGUGGCGGUUCGCCAAGCUGUCGCAUAACCGACGCUACCUGCACUACGCCGACUUUGACAAGCAGACGCCGCAGGACCCGGGCCUGAACAGCCUCACGGAGAAGAUUGACCUCAACACCAUCAGCUCGGUAGUGUCCAAUGUCUCAGCCAGCAACAACAACAACAACGGCGACGACCGGGCCAGCCAGAGCAGCGACUCGACGCUGCAGAGCCCGCGUGCCGCCCCACGCAAGACACCGCUGACGACGACCAAGAUCACCAUCUACAGCUACGGCGGCGGCGACCGCGGCGAGUACCCGAUCCUGGAGCUGUGGCCGGUCAACCACAGCCUGGCGUCGGAGUGGCUGGACGGGCUGCUGAUGCUGCUGAACCAGACGCCGAUCACGGCGGAGACGAGCAAGCUGGUGAACCUGGUGAGCGACUACGGGCUCAAGAUCCGGCUGUUGAACGUGCGGAUGGACGGCGCCCUGGAGGGGCCGCCGCCGGGGGCGGGCGUGGUACCGGGCCGGGAGGGCUUGGAUGAGGAUUACUUUUACGAGAUUUAG
Molecule: messenger RNA, 2151 nt
Organism: Cordyceps fumosorosea ARSEF 2679
Lineage: Eukaryota; Fungi; Ascomycota; Sordariomycetes; Hypocreales; Cordycipitaceae
Product: ELMO/CED-12 family protein
Exons: 1
Coding region: 1-2151 (716 amino acids)
Biological process (GO): cell motility; actin filament organization
Cellular component (GO): plasma membrane
Source: RefSeq, a predicted model, not a curated record